Molecule: messenger RNA, 2026 nt
Organism: Gossypium raimondii (Peruvian cotton)
Lineage: Eukaryota; Viridiplantae; Streptophyta; Magnoliopsida; Malvales; Malvaceae
Exons: 1
Coding region: 55-1953 (632 amino acids)
Source: RefSeq, a predicted model, not a curated record
CGUCGUUCCACAUUCGAAACAAAAUCCCUUCUUCUUCUUUAUCCCUCAUCAACAAUGUCGCCACCGUCUCUUCUCGGCCCACCGGAGCUCCGCCACCCCACUCCUCCAAAGCCUGAAACCACUGUCGUCACCACCACCACUAAAGUUCCAAGCGAUCCAUUCAUGGAUCUAAUGUUGGCUAAUUUCAAUGAAGCCAAUAACACACCUUCGAUGGGAUUCACCGAAAAUAAUUCAGCCACUUAUUUAGCCACCGGCAACCCUUGCCUUGACUUUUUUUUCCAUGUGGUACCUAAUUCCCCACCCGAUUCCAUUAAAGAAAUGUUGGGUCGAGCUUGGAAUUUUGAUCCAUUGAUGACUCUGAAGCUAAUUUGUAACUUACGUGGUGUUCGUGGUACAGGGAAAUCCGACAAGGAAGGGUUUUAUACGGCGGCGUUUUGGUUACACGAUCAUCAUCCUAAAACCCUUGCUUGUAAUUUGGAUUCCUUUGUUAAUUUUGGGUAUUUCAAGGAUUUACCCGAAAUUCUGUAUCGUAUGCUUGAAGGAUCUACUGUUAGACAGGUUCAGAAACAUGAUUGGUUGAUAAGAAAACAGGGGAAAUUCAGAGGGGGAAGCCGUUGUUAUUCAAAGAAGCAAAAAGUGGAAAAAUCAAAACCCACAGGAGCUACAAACCCGAAUUUGGAGAAAGCAAAAGCAAGGGACUUAAGAAAGGAAAAGAAGAUUUCAAUGGCGAAAAAGGUGAUCGAGCGAUAUUCAAGAGACCCAGAUUUCAGGUUCCUUUAUGAAUGUGUCUCUGAUCUUUUUGCUGCUUGUCUUAAAUCAGAUAUGGAGUUUUUGAAAUCUAAUGAAACUAGAAAGAUUGGUCUUGCUGCAAAAUGGUGUCCUUCAAUUGAUUCUUCAUUUGAUAAAUCAACAUUGUUAUGUGAAAGCAUUUCCAGGAAAAUAUUUUCUCGAGAAAAUUAUCCUGAAUAUGAAGGAAUCGAUGAAGAACAUUAUGCUUACCGUGUUCGUGAUCGGCUUAGGAAAGAUGUGUUAGUGCCACUGCGUAAAGUUUUAGAAUUACCAGAAGUAUACAUUGGUGCAAAUAAAUGGGAUUCAAUCCCUUACAACAGAGUAGCUUCUAUAGCAAUGAAGUUUUACAAGGAGAAGUUUUUAAAACACGAUAAAGAUCGGUUUUCGAAGUAUUUAGAAGAUGUAAAAGCCGGAAAGUCGACAAUCGCAGCCGGUGCAUUACUCCCACACGAAAUAAUCGCUGAAUUAAACAAAGCCGACGACGAACAAGUUGAGCAAGUAGCAGAGCUUCAAUGGCAGAGGAUGGUGAAUGACUUAUUACAAAAAGGUAAACUUCGUAAUUGUAUGGCGGUUUCUGAUGUUUCCGGUAGUAUGCACGGGAUUCCGAUGGAAGUUUCAGUCGCAUUAGGCGUAUUGGUAUCGGAUUUAAGUGAAAAACCAUGGAAAGGAAAGCUUAUAACUUUUAGUGCAAGCCCUAAACUUAUAUUAGUAGAAGGUGAAAACUUGAAGGAAAAAACAGAGUUUGUGAGAGAUAUGGAAUGGGGUUACAACACUGAUUUUCAAAAAGUAUUUGAUCUUAUAUUGAAAGUUGCUGUUGAAGGGAAUUUAAAACGAGAACAAAUGAUUAAAAGGUUGUUUGUGUUUAGUGAUAUGGAAUUUGAUCAAGCUUCAAUGUCACCAUGGGAGACUGAUUAUGAUGUUAUUGUAAAGAAAUUUACACAGAGAGGGUAUGGAGAUGUGAUCCCACAAAUUGUGUUUUGGAAUUUGAGACAUUCAAGGGCUACACCAGUGCCUGCAACUCAAAAAGGGGUUGCUUUGGUUAGUGGAUUUUCGAAGAAUUUAUUAAAGAUGUUUUUGGAUGAAGAUGGUGAUAUAAACCCUGUUGCUGUUAUGGAAGCUGCUAUUUCUGGUGAGGAGUAUCAGAAAUUGGUUGUACUUGAUUGAUAGAAGGAUGAAGUUUCUUUGUCUAUAUCAAAUUUUUAUAAAAAGGAAUAAAGUUUUGCUAUUUCAUUUCCCA